Penicillium brasilianum is the source of this 2668-nucleotide messenger RNA. Lineage: Eukaryota; Fungi; Ascomycota; Eurotiomycetes; Eurotiales; Aspergillaceae. The record is from the annotation of a GenBank genome assembly.
CACCAUCAAUACACUACAUUUCCCUUUCUAGAUGUUACCAUGUCGUACGAUGGCACCGUAACCCUUAUCGCCCCUGAAGUGUGUAACAACCAAGCCAAGCCCCAUCGGACCAUCUAAACCUCCCGUGUCGCCCCACGUGGAGUGUCUUCCGCCUUUUCUAGGCCGCGCAUUUCCUCCAUGUCGACAUUCCUCGUCCAUCACUCUCGUUCACCCUCGUUAACACUAGUUAAUCAUGCCUUCGGUCGUCGAAACCGCCUCGCCGCACCUUCGAGUGUCCGCAGCCAAGGCGUCGUCCGCACCGGCCACAGAAGCCCCCUCCACCAGAAUCACGCCGCCGGAGACCGCCUCGGUCGAGGACCACUUCUUUUGGACAUACACAGAAGAGCCACACCGUUCAAGGCGACAGGCAAUUAUCAAGGCUCAUCCAGAGGUCACCAAACUGUGCGGUCCUGAGCCAUUGACGAAAUGGGUCGUUCUCCUCGUUGUGUCCAUUCAAUUGACAUGCGCGUAUCUCCUCCGCAAUACCUCCAUCCUUGACUGGCGGUUCCUGGCUACGGCAUACGUGGUUGGAGCUACGGCGAACCAGAACCUGUUCCUCGCUAUUCAUGAAAUCUCCCACAACUUGGCCUUCCGGUCACCCCUGGCCAACCGGGUGCUAGCCAUCUUCGCAAACCUCCCUAUCGGACUACCAUACAGUGCUGCUUUCCGGCCCUACCACCUCACCCACCACAAAUCCCUCGGCGUAACCGGUCUAGACACUGACCUUCCAACCGCCCUCGAAGCCUUCUUCCUGAACUCCCUCCUCGGCAAAACAUUCUUCUGCACCUUCCAAAUCCUCUUCUACGCCGUCCGCCCAAUGUUCAUCUACAGCCCACCCUUCACCUCAAUCCACCUCCUCAACCUCACCGUCCAAUUAUCCUUCGACUACGCCCUCACCCGCUUCACCGGCUCCCUCCAACCAUUCUACUACUUCAUCGCAAGCUCUUUCCUAGCCGGAUCCCUACACCCCUGCGCAGGCCACUUCAUCGCCGAGCACUACUUCUUCUCAAACGUGAAAACGGGCGGCACGGAGUCCCUCGCUCAACUCAAGCAAAAGCCCGGUGCUAAAGUCGAUGCCUCGCAUCCUCUGAGCGGCCUCGCCCCGCCGGAGACGUACUCGUAUUACGGCCCGUUGAAUAUUCUGACGUAUAACGUGGGCUUGCACAACGAGCAUCAUGAUUUCCCUGCUAUCCCCUGGACGAAAUUGCAUAAGUUGCAUGAGAUUGCGAAGGAGUUUUAUGAACCUCUGCCAUGCCAUCGGAGCUGGGUUUGGGUUAUUUGGACGUUUAUCCUGGAUAAGAACGUUGGUCCGUGGUGUCGGGUGAAGCGUGCUCAAGGUGGACGUGUUGUUGGGGGUGGGGGUUCUGGGAAAGCGUCGAAUGGACGUGGUGGUGAAGGUAUCUCAGCUGAGUCGGCGGGUCCGGCUGGUGAGGAGGGUGAUGGGUGGAAAGAGAGCGAGAUUCAGUGUUAGCUAAAUGCGUGUUUUUCAAACCGGGUCUCAGGAUGAGAUUUUGUGACAAUAGACUCGAAUCAAAAUGGGGUUUUUUUGUUAAUUUUCCAAAUUGUGAAUUGUUUUGAGACCCUUGUCGAGUUUGUAUGGUUCGUAGUGGGAAACUGAGCUAAAAGACAUGAUGUUCGACUGGUGGAGAAGGUUGUCGUGAAUUUAUAUCGAAGUAACCGGGCUAAAGACACAACUGUGUUUACGGCCUUCAUCGGUGUGAAAAAUCCUCCUUUACUAAGAGAAUUACUAUCCGAGCAUACUGAUGGAAGCAACGAUUUGGAUUAUCUUCCAAGGUUCGAUUAUCGUUUAUUAUGACACAAGAGAGAAUCGAAGCACUUAGUCCGUUCAUCAUAAGAUAUUAGACAAGAGAGAAAAUGUAAGGAAAAAGCCAGGGGGGCAGAACUGAAUGGGACCAAGGGGCUUCGAACUCGUCGAGCGCCGCACACGAGACCGGGUAAAAGAACAAGAGAGGUAUGGAUACCGGGUGAGAGGAAAGGAAAGGGAACCAAGGGAAAGGAAGACACAGGACAGGAGGGCUGAUGCUGGAAUCAAAACGGCAGACUCUUCGAGAGAUACGGGAAAAGUAGAGGAGGCUCGGGGGGGUUAAAUAAGCGGGAGAAAGGCGUUGAGACGUGAUCGGGUUCGUAAACACAAUGGACACCACGUGGGCAUGGUCCAUCCACGCAACGAGUCUAAAAGAAGAAGUAGGCGAUCAAAAAGCUGAUUAGGCACAGCCCGGCAACGACUUGAACGGAGACUCCAGAAUCGGUCUGUCCGUGUGACUGCUGCAUCGUUGUAGGGGCGGCCGGCGCCUCGCCGCCAGUCUUUCGCUGGCGCAAGCCCUCAUCUGCGAGCCGGUCCUUGAGCCGUUGGAUCUGUGCGUUAGCGUCCGCAAGCUGGCUCUUCAAUUCAUCACUGGAGGGGAAGGCGCUGGCCACGGCGGCCUUGGCGUUGGAAAAGGAGGCGCUGGACUCGGUGGGCGGGGUGGACUCGGGCUGGGUGGACUUCUCGGAGAAAUUGGGGGCGGGGAUGGGAGAUGGUUGAUCGACGGAGCUCUUUUUCGCAAGACCGACGGCAGGGGUCUCGUAGUUACCACCGGGGGAAGUGUAUGCAGGGGGUUCCUCCUCC